This is a messenger RNA of Rasamsonia emersonii CBS 393.64, 2223 nucleotides long. Its product is annotated as Heterogeneous nuclear ribonucleoprotein HRP1. The record is from RefSeq and is a predicted model, not a curated record. Gene Ontology annotation, molecular function: RNA binding. The transcript is spliced from 7 exons. The coding region runs from base 1 to 2223 and encodes 740 amino acids. Lineage: Eukaryota; Fungi; Ascomycota; Eurotiomycetes; Eurotiales; Trichocomaceae.
AUGACUGAACCAGAGGAUCUCGAAGAAGAUCUCUUCGCCGAUCUGUAUGAUGCAGAUGAUACGGCAAACCAGGCUACUUCGACAGGCGUCGCUCCAAACCCCUCUGAGCCUGUUCCAUCUACCACUCAUCCCCCGUCCAGUGAGGCGACACCUGCACAGGCCGCAGAAAGCUUACAGACUUCGCAAGCGAAUGACAGCAGUCAGACUCAACCAACCGAAGGGACAAAUGGUGCAGAGUCUACUGAUGCCGGACAGUCCAAGGAUGCGACCGCUCCUGCAGAGCCGGAGCCUCAAGGCACCGGAAUUAAGGAAGAUGGCGUGAGUAUACGACUAUUUACAAGUCACGGAUUCAUGGCUCAGCUUUUGGGUGUUUGGCUCUCGUCUUUUGUGGUGGGAGGGAAUGAUGGCGUUGGCUUUUUGGUGAGCCUUGUUGGGAUCUGGUUAGGCUUCCUGAACGGAGAAGCAUGGCAAAAGAUGGAACACGAAGUUGCGACAAUAGGGAACACCUGCCCUCAUUCCAAGCACCGGGAGGUGGAAUCGCUUCGAGAAAGAUGGAGACCAGACGAUACCGAUAUACACAUUUCAAGAAUUAGCUUAUCUGGAUCCGCUUCCAAAGGAGCAAGCCUAGAGACCGCGACCCUCAGUCGAGAAGAGCAGACAAAAAAAAGAAGCAAAAAAGAAGCAUCAACUCUGUCACAAUUUCAACCUAUCAAUUCAGAAGAAGCUGCGAAGGCAGUGAUUCAUAUCACUCGUGCUUCCUGCCAGUCCUGCAACAACAGCUAUUGUCGUCGCUGGAUUUCAGUCUUAUGCUGUCGGUCCACUUUGAAAAUGUUCAUUGGUGGUCUAAACUGGGAGACUACAGACCAAUCGCUCAGGGAUUAUUUUUCACAAUUUGGAGAGGUCCAAGAAUGUACCGUGAUGCGCGAUAGCGCUACCGGAAGAUCCAGAGGCUUCGGAUUCCUCACAUUCAAAGAUCCAAAGACCGUCAACACAGUGAUGGUCAAAGAACACUACUUGGAUGGAAAGAUUAUCGACCCAAAACGCGCCAUUCCCCGCGACGAGCAAGAGAAAACCAGCAAGAUAUUCGUUGGCGGCGUCAGCCCGGAAGCCACUGAGCAGGAUUUCAAACAGUUUUUUAUGCAGUUUGGCCGUGUUAUCGAUGCAACCCUGAUGAUGGACAAGGAUACCGGGCGCCCCCGAGGAUUCGGAUUUGUGACGUUUGAUAGCGAAGCUGCUGUCGAAGCUACACUUUCCCGACCCUUAGAGAUUUUGGGAAAGCCAAUCGAAGUCAAGAAAGCCCAGCCAAGAAGCAAUAUGCGUGACGAAGAAGACCGAAGAGGCCGCCGUGGAAGGGGAGAUGGCGCUCAUGGAGCUGGCGACAGUGGUCAACAGCAACAAACAACGCAGGGUCAAGCUGGAGUGGCCGGCGGAAUCACGCCCCAGAUGAUGGCUCAAUACUGGCAGCGGAUGCAGCAGUACUUUGCCCUAAUGCAACAACAGAUGGCAAUUGCCGCAGCCAGUCAAGGUCAAGCUAUGGGCGCAAUGGGCAUGGGGAUGAACCCAGCGCUGAUGCAGCAAAUGCAGCAGAUGAAGCAGAUGCAAAUGGGUGGCGGUCAACAGCAGGGGCAGUCCCCGAGUCCUGGUCCGCAAGGUAUGCAAAACAUGAUGAAUCCUGCCAUGAUGCAACAGAUGCAGCAAAUGCAGCAAAUGCAACAAAUGCAGAAUCAAGGAAUGCAGAAUCAAGGUCAAGGAGGUAUGGGAGGACAGAUGGGAGCAGGGAUGGGGAUGGGUGGAAACAUGGGUGGAAACAUGGGCGGGUUCACGGGUUCACGGGGUGGUCCAGGAUAUAAUGCCCAGGAGCAGAUCGCCUUUGAGCAGCAGAAGUAUGAGCAACAGCAAGCUCGCCGAGCGAUGGAGAAUCGAGGAUUCUCGCCUUAUCAGCAAGGUGGCCCAACUUCCUGGGAAGGCAUGUACGAUGAAGUGCCUCAGCCCAACAUCCCCACGGGCCCUCAAGGAAUGGGACGUGGAGGCAUGGGUCGUGGUAUGAAUCAGAAUCAGAACAAGCCAGGAGGUCCUCAACAGAAUAAGGGUUCGACUCCCCAGCCGAGCGGCGCACCCGCAAACGCUCCCACAGGACCGAAGAACGCCGGCAAGCCGGGCGCAAACUACCGAGGCGGAGGCCGUGGAGGAGGACAUCGAGGCUUCCACCCUUACGCUCGAUAA